Messenger RNA from Cannabis sativa, 875 nucleotides. Its product is annotated as early nodulin-like protein 7. The record is from RefSeq and is a predicted model, not a curated record. Gene Ontology annotation, cellular component: plasma membrane. The transcript is spliced from 2 exons. Bases 104 to 667 code for a protein of 187 amino acids. Gene Ontology annotation, molecular function: electron transfer activity. NCBI's taxonomy places the organism in Eukaryota, Viridiplantae, Streptophyta, Magnoliopsida, Rosales, Cannabaceae.
CGAAGUUUCACACCACAAUUUUGAGCUCAAACAUUCAGCAUUCGUUGCAAAAGCUUCGCUAGAGAACAAAGUGAUCAUCAGCAACAGAGCAUCAUCUUUAGAAAUGGCUUCUUCCAUUAAUGUUUUCUGCGCUUGGAUGGUGAUCUCCUUGGUCCUCAUCAUCAACGCUCCAACACUUGAAGCUGUCAAGGAAUUUAAAGUAGGAGACGAGUUGGGCUGGAUGGUGCCUUCACCCACAAACAAGACUUCCCUCUAUAAUCAGUGGGCUUCAAGGAAUCGCUUUCGAAUUGGAGAUUCUCUUGUUUUCGAGUACCAGAACGAUUCACUUGUUUUGGUAGAGAAAUGGGGCUACUACCACUGCGAUGCAAGCAAGCCAAUCGUAGCCUUUAACAAUGGGAAUAGCACUGUCACCCUGGACAGGUCUGGUCUCUUUUAUUUCAUCAGUGGCUCUCCUGAUCACUGCAGAAAUGGGCUGAAAAUGAUUGUUGAUGUCAUGUCUCCUCACCGCCAUAAUCCUCUAUCUCCUGCUUUUCCGCCAGAACCCUUUUCUACUGCGUCUCCACCAGCACACAAUGCAGCCGUUUUGGCCUCUGUAUCGCUUGGCUCGCUUGUAAUGGCACCGGUUGCAGUUCUGCUGUUGCAACCUUAUUAUUACUAUUUUGAUUAAUCUUUGUGAUUUCUAUUAAUUAUGGUCCUUCUACUAUUAUUAGUUGGUUUUGUUAAUUUGUUUAAUUUGAGUCAGAUUCCGGCUGUUGGAAUCUUUAGUAUUUUUUACUUAUUCAUUUUGUUUCCAAGAUCAUUGUGAUCUUAUUUUAGUUAAGUACAUUUGGAUUUUCAUUAUUAAUACUAUUACUAAUUUUUUGUUUUUGUUGAAA